Musca vetustissima is the source of this 492-nucleotide messenger RNA. Its product is annotated as larval cuticle protein A2B-like. Gene Ontology annotation, cellular component: extracellular matrix. Lineage: Eukaryota; Metazoa; Arthropoda; Insecta; Diptera; Muscidae. The record is from RefSeq and is a predicted model, not a curated record. Bases 1 to 492 code for a protein of 163 amino acids. The transcript is spliced from 3 exons.
AUGAUGCACAAGUUUAAGUUAUUGAUUGUCAGUGCCUUGUUGGCAGUUGCCUCAGCAGUUCUCCUCCCAGCACCCGUAUAUCCUUCGUAUGCCGGAGUAUUACCAGCCAUAGGAAAAAUUGCCAAAGUAGUUGGUCCCGAGCCAUAUGAUACAAAACCUCAAUACAGUUAUAGCUAUGAUGUCAAUGAUCCCACCACCGGCGAUGUUAAGAGCCAACAAGAGACACGUGAUGGUGACAACACCAAGGGUGCCUACUCUUUGAUUGAACCUGAUGGAACCCGUCUUUUGGUUGAAUAUACUGUAGAUCCCAUUGGUGGUUUCAAUGCUGUCGUUCAACGUGAAGGUGUUGCCAAGGUGGCUAAAGUUGUAGCCCCAGUUGCCAAGAUUUUAACACCGGCGCCGCUAUAUCAGUCACCGAUUUUGGCUAAACCUCUUUUGCCAGGAUUAACAUCGUUGCCAUCCUAUCCAGCUUUAGGUUCAUACCGAAUUUAA